AAAUUAGGACUGUCUUAAUCCCGGCCUGUUACAUGUAUUUCUAUAAUAUGUUAUCUUAAACAUUAAGACUUUUAAAAUAUAUAAAUUUUUACCAAAGUUAGAAAUAUCGGACAAGCUAGAAAUAUCGUCUACAUCUAGCAGCACGCAGAAAAGGGAAAUGCUAAGGAACGUCUCUUUCCGCGCGGCGACAGAUCGGAGAGUCCAUUUCUAAGCUUAUCUGCAAUCGCACAGCCAUCCGCUUCUGUCGUCCAAGCAGACCACUCAUCCCGUCAUCCGUCAUGGCGGCAUCCUUCCUCAGGCCCUUCCUCCCUGCCCAACCCCUCCUCUCCGCCCGCAGACCCCACCUCCCCGCCGCUCCCACCACGAGCACCACCACCGUGCGCUGCACCGCCACGCCCAAACCGGCAACCUCGACGCCGAAACCCAUCAGCCAGGAAGAGGCCAAUAGCCGAGAGCAGCAACGCCCGCAAGAACCCAACGCCGCCGCCGCUCCGGACGAGGCGAACGGCAACCCCAACAGCAUCCCAGACGAGGAGACCCCGGCCUCCGCGGCGGUAACCACGUCGUUCGCGGUGGCCCGGCGGCUGCCGUCCGCCAUCUCGCCGGACCGGCGGCCGCGGACGGCGCUGACGCAGGAGGAGCCGCCCAACUACGAGAUCGGGUGGAAGCGCAGCAAGAAGCUGCCGCUGGAGAAGCCGCGGGGCUGGGCCAUCGCCGACUUCCUGGAGAAGCUGGAGGGCCUGCUGGCGCGCGGGCGGUACGGGUCCGCGCAGCUGCUGGGCACCGUGGCCGGCGUGGUGACGGAGCGCGCCCGCGAGGAGGCGGAGGUCCUGGCGGCCGAGGGCGGCGUGGAGGAGCGCGUCGUCACGGAGCUCUUCCGCGUGCUGCGACUGGUGGAGAUGGACGUGGAGAUGGUGAAGGCCGCCGUGAAGGAGGAGACCGUCAGGGAGCGCGUGGAGACGGCGCGCGCCCGCUGCCGGCAGGCCAUCCUCGUCGCCCUCUCGCUCUGAAGCUGAUGGCAGUUAUACUAUACACGCCUUCUUUUUAAUAACAAAAUAAUCAGCCGAGGUUAGCGUGAUGGUAUUGGUUUAUUCGGUUACUGGAAAUCAAUCUUGCCCUUGGUUCAGUUUCUGCA
Zea mays is the source of this 1135-nucleotide messenger RNA. RefSeq names its product Potassium/sodium hyperpolarization-activated cyclic nucleotide-gated channel 1. Lineage: Eukaryota; Viridiplantae; Streptophyta; Magnoliopsida; Poales; Poaceae. The transcript has a single exon. The record is from RefSeq and is a predicted model, not a curated record. Bases 279 to 1010 code for a protein of 243 amino acids.